AUGAACCGUCACAUCUUCCGCCGCUUGUUGCCCCAACCGGUAGCCAACAAAGGAUCAGAGCUACGCGAUCACCAGGCUAAUGAGCGAACUUUUCUAUCUUGGAACCGUUUCGGGCUAGCCUUUGCGGCUAUGUCACUUGCACUCGCUCGACUUGAUAUCAUUGACAAUAUUUUCAACCGAAAACACCGCGACGAGACAGCCGCGGCUUCCAAAGCAUCAUUGGAUCCCAACACUGAAGGAACUGUCUCAAACAGACAAUCAGGGAACUCGCCAAUCCUUCUUCAGUACGCCAAUGAUCACGUCGCUAGUCGCGUAUGUCAAGCCAUCAGUAUUUGGUCGUUUGGCUAUUCACUAGCCCGGUAUACCUCUACCCGAAGGAACUUAUUGGCAGGGCGUUAUAUCCCUUCAAUCUGGGGGCCUGUCUUUGUCACAAUUGGUUCGCUCGGGGUGUUUGGGAUGACUCUCAAGCUGGGAUAA
Molecule: messenger RNA, 477 nt
Organism: Penicillium salamii
Lineage: Eukaryota; Fungi; Ascomycota; Eurotiomycetes; Eurotiales; Aspergillaceae
Source: the annotation of a GenBank genome assembly